This is a messenger RNA of Effrenium voratum, 915 nucleotides long. The record is from the annotation of a GenBank genome assembly. Lineage: Eukaryota; Dinophyceae; Suessiales; Symbiodiniaceae.
AUGCAGGAUAUGCGGUUUGAUCGUCAGCCUAGCCGCAACUCACUUGCCAUCCAGGACAACCGCGAUCUGGUGGCGGUGGUGGAGCGGAACUUGUCGGAGCUCGAUCUGGAGCCCAGGAGCCGUCGGACAAUGAGCUCGAAGGAGCUGGUGCAGGCACGGAGCCGCGCGAGCAGCCGAGACUCGCGGCGACGGUCGCCGGGCUCCAGCCGCUCCUCCUCCAAGAGCAGCGUCCACAACUCCCGGCCUUCCUCGCGGAAGGGCUCCAAGACCCGCAACUUCUCCAAGGCCUCCAACGCUAGCCAUGCUAGCCGAAGCACCGAGGCUGAGAGGGAAGUGAAGGAGAAGACGGAGCGAGACCGGAAGCUCUCCUCCGGCGCGGCGCUGGGCUUGGACCUGGCCAUCUUCGAGCAUCGCAAGUCCCGCUCCGAGAAGGAGCAGACUCCGAGGGAGCAGUCCCGGCGCGUGUCCAGCGUCUCCGAGUUUUCGGCGUCCAGCAAGAAGAGCACACUCCGCAGCGAGGGCGGCGAGGAGACGCCCCGAGCGGUGCCCAAGGCCAAGCCCGAAACGCCGGCCGCCACCUUCAGGGAGCUGAUGAAAGCCAAAGCUCGGGAGGCUUACCAAAAGAGGAGGAAGCUGACGUCCACCAAUCUGGAGCCAGACUUGAAGGAUCCUGUAUUUUUGCCUGCCCAGCAUUUGCUACCCAAGUCUGUAUCUGCUUUGGAUGUGCCCACCGCCAUCGACUUCUUCGACCACUACGACAAGGUGCGCGCCCACGGAAAUUCAGGCUUGCUGGACCGCAAAGCCCUCGCGGAGAUGCUCUAUGCCAUUGGUCAGGGCAAGGAUGCCAUGUCCACGGAGUGGAGCGAUGCCAUCUUCAAGGAGUUGGCCGCUAAGCCGCAAAGCGGCGGUGUGUAG